This is a messenger RNA of Cyprinus carpio (common carp), 3188 nucleotides long. It is a transcript of the gene wdr20a, whose product is annotated as WD repeat domain 20a. NCBI's taxonomy places the organism in Eukaryota, Metazoa, Chordata, Actinopteri, Cypriniformes, Cyprinidae. The record is from RefSeq and is a predicted model, not a curated record. Gene Ontology annotation, molecular function: protein binding.
CUGGAGCGCGUCUGAUCGCGGAGCGCCGGGUGUAGUGCGCAUGCGCGGCGCGUCAGAUCCGGCUGCGGAAGGAUGAAUGUAAAUGUCAAAGAUGGCGGCGGAGGGAGGAGGGAAGGAGAUGAACGAGAUCAAGAGUCAGUUCAGCACGCGGGAAGGCGCGUAUAAACUCCUCACGCACUCAGAGUACAGCAGACCCAACCGAGUGCCCUUCAACUCGCAGGGAUCGAACCCCGUCAGAGUCUCGUUCGUCAACGUCAACGAUCAGUCCGGGAACGGCGAGCGCAUCUGCUUCAAUGUGGGCCGGGAGCUCUACUUCUACAUCUAUAAAGGCGUCCGGAAGGCUGCUGAUCUGAGUAAGCCCAUAGACAAGAGGAUCUACAAGGGAACGCAGCCCACGUGUCACGACUUCAAUCACCUGACAGCGACGGCGGAGAGCGUGUCUCUGCUGGUGGGCUUCUCCGCCGGACAGGUGCAGCUCAUCGACCCCAUCAAGAAGGAGACCAGCAAACUCUUCAAUGAAGAGAGACUCAUAGAUAAAUCCCGGGUCACGUGUGUGAAGUGGGUCCCGGGCUCCGAGAGCCUGUUCCUCGUGGCUCACUCCAGCGGGAGCAUGUACCUGUAUAACGUGGAGCACACCUGCGGCACCACGGCGCCUCACUACCAGCUGCUGAAGCAGGGCGAGAACUACAGCGUUCACACCUGCAAGAGCAAGUCCACGCGCAACCCUCUGCUCAAGUGGACGGUGGGCGAGGGCGCGCUGAACGAGUUCUCCUUCUCGCCCGACGGGAAGUUCCUGGCCUGCGUGAGUCAGGACGGCUUCCUGCGGGUCUUCAACUUCGACGCGGUGGAGCUGCACGGCACCAUGAAGAGCUACUUCGGAGGCCUGCUGUGCGUCUGCUGGAGCCCUGACGGGAAGUACAUCGUGGCCGGCGGCGAGGACGACCUGGUGACCGUCUGGUGCUUCGCAGACUGCCGGGUGAUCGCCCGCGGACACGGACACAAGUCCUGGGUGAGCGUGGUGGCGUUUGACCACUACACCACCAGCGUGGAGGAGAGCGAGCCCAUGGAGUUCAGCGGCAGCGACGAGGACUUCCAGGAUCAAAUCCACUUCGGCCGAGACCGGGCCAACAGCACACAGUCACGUCUGUCCAAGCGCAACUCGACGGACAGCCGGCCGGUCAGCGUGACGUACCGCUUCGGCUCGGUGGGGCAGGACACUCAGCUGUGCCUGUGGGACCUGACGGAGGACAUCCUGUUCCCUCACCUGCCGCUGUCCCGGACGCGGACGCACACUAACGUGAUGAACGCCAGCGGCCCGCCGGCCACAGGGAGCGGAGGCAGCGGCGCCAUCAUCACCGGCUCCAGCAACCCCAGCACCAACGGCAGCAGCAGCAGCUCCAGUGUUCCGGGGAAUACACUCCCCGCGCCGCUGCCGCGCUCCAACAGUCUCCCGCACUCCGCCGCCAGCACCACCAACAGCAAGAGCGCCGCCUCGGACAACCCCAUCGCCGCCGGCGUCAGCAAGUUCGCCACGCUCUCGCUGCACGACCGCAAAGAGCGGCACCACAAAGACCACAAGCGCAACCACAGCAUGGGCCACAUCAGCAGCAAGAGCAGCGACAAGCUCAACCUGCUGACCAAAACCAAAACAGACCCCGCCAAGACUCUGGGCACGCAGCUGUGUCCGCGCAUGGAGGACGUGCCGCUGCUCGAGCCGCUCAUCUGUAAAAAGAUCGCACACGAGAGACUGACCGUGCUCAUCUUUCUAGAGGACUGUAUCGUCACCGCGUGUCAGGAGGGGUUCAUCUGCACGUGGGCGAGACCCGGCAAAGUGGGUUUGUUGUCAUCCCAGAACCAAGCCAACUCUCCCCAGUGGAACAGUAGUAUAGCCUCUAUUUCUGCUGCUAUGAGAUCCGUCUCCGCUCAGAGCUCCUUGUGUUCCUCUCUCCUGCUCUUUCUGUCGCUCCGGAGGCCCGUGUUCGCAGUGAAUCCGUGGAAAGACUGUACCGCAGCCGCGGGCUCCUUCCAUUUCUUCUGUUCUCACAGAGUAUUUAUUUAAUUGUUUUGUUGCUUUCACUCUCAAAUGCAUCUCUCUGUUAUUCUUUCCUGCUGUGUAUUUCGAGCUUGAGCCUGAGGUGUGGGUCUGAGAAACACCUGCUGGUCCAAACAUCAGCCCAGAUCCUUCAAACACACUUUCAUUUUCACCCUCCUUCUUAUGGAACAGAUUUCAUCCCCGCUGUUGAAAACUUUGCACUGAUUUUAUUUUGGUUGCGGUUUUUGUUUUUUUGGUAAUUACUUUACUUUAAAGGAUCAAAAAAGAAAGAGAGAGAUGUUUGGGGAAGGCCUUGAUGCACUUGGCUUUAAUAUCCUCUGUCUUGAAAUCUGAAUCUGAAAAGCUGGAUGCUGCAAUCAUAGUUUUUUAAAGAACAUUUGUUUGCACUUAAUAGUUUAUUAGAAGAGAAUGGCUUUACAUUUGUGUGUGCGAGGACUCACAGACCGUAUAAUGUGGAGAACUAUGAUUAAAACUUUGUAUCUAUUGAGCAUUUAUUUUAAUAUUGUUUCAGAUAAAAAUCUGCUUUGUAUCAUAUGUAUAAUAUUGUAAUUCAGUGAUUUAUUGGGGCAAAAGCAAAUGAUCAGUAACUCUAGUGAACGUUUGUCAUCAUUGCAGGAAAUAGUGACAUUUCUAAAGCAGAAAAAUAGACAUAAUAUUAAAAAUAAUCUUAAAUAUGCAGGUUUCUGUUUGUUUAGUUUGGUUUUCCUGUCUCUUGUACAGACGUCCCCAGAUGUAUUUUGAUAUAGGAGAUUUGUGUCAGAAUUACGCUCAUGUCUCGUUACAGACGGCAGAGCGUCGACUGCUCAUCAAACGUAUGAAGCUCAGGAAGUCUAGAAGACGAAGAAAACUAACCUUACGAGAGAUUUCCAGAGUUCAUAUUUUGCUUUCCAACAGCAAACUUAUUCUGUGUACUACUAAGAUAAAGCCACUAGACGACUGGGUUUGGAGUCGGUCAGUAGAAGCUCGCGUGUGACACUAUUAAACGUUUAACAGAGCCUUUUUGUGACUCCCAGUCAUUAAUGAAAUAUACACUAACCGGGAAAGACCAGGAUGUGGAAGUGCUCAUAUUUUUGAUUCAUGUGGUUAACAUUUUGCAUUUCACAUUUUGUUCUUCAUUAAAAAAAAGCUCCAUGGA